AUGAUGGCACUGCCCCCACCUGGAAUGCUGCUGGCUGCAGUGGUAGUAGCCCCCUGGGUCCUUGUACUCGUUGUUCUUGUCUGGAUGUUAUUGCGUGGUCUCACCUGCUCAGUUCCUCUUGCUGCUCGCUCUCUGAAAGGGACGAAGCAGCUUCGUGUGGGAUUCUUGCAUCCGGAUUUCGGGAUUGGUGGGGCGGAAAACCUCGUUGUGAAUGCAGCGGUCGCUCUACAGCGGCGGGGAGCUCGUGUCACCGUAUUUACGGCUCACCAUGAUAUCAGCCAUUGUUUCGAAGAGACUCGUGGGGACGGACGGUUGGCUGCCCACGUACGCGUCCAUGGGGAUUGGCUGCCACGCACCAUAGGAGGCAAGCUCUACGCGUUCUGUGCGGUGCUGCGUGUGCUGUUUGUGACACUUUGUGUGGCAAUGUACUAUCGAGACGACCUCGACGUGUUUGUGGUCGACCAAGUAUCGAUCUCUGUCCCCUUUUUGCGUGCCAUGGGCAAGCCCGUGCUUUUCUAUGGCCAUUUUCCGGACAAGCUCCUGUGUAUUCGUUCGAACUCGCUCUGGAAGCGUAUCUAUCGUCUACCGCUCGACUUGUUGGAGGAAAUCACGACAGCUUCGUCGGACAUUAUCGUGACGAACAGCAAGUUCUCGCGUGGGGUUUUCCAAGACGUUUUCCCACGCCUGCAGACAAAGAAGCUGGGGAUUCUUUACCCACCAGUAGAUGUCAAAGCUUAUAGUGCCACUGCCGAGGAUAGCGUGGAACGAGACGCAGGUUUGUUUGUGUCGCUGAACCGUUUUGAGCGGAAAAAGAAUGUAGCAUUAGCUAUCGAGGCAUUGGUGGAGCUGCGCAAGAUCAUUACCAGUGAGAAGUUCCAGCACAUCAAGCUGAUCGUGGCUGGCGGGUAUGAUCCGCUAAACACGGAGAACAAGGAGCAUCUGAUUGAACUUCAAGAAGUGGUGGCUAAGCACGCUUUAGAGGAGCACGUGGAGUUCCGCACAUCAGUUUCGAACUCCAUGAAGCUUGAGCUGCUGCGCAAGGCUCAUGCCAUUCUGUAUACGCCCGACCGUGAGCACUUUGGCAUCGUUCCCGUCGAGGCCAUGGCAUGUGGUACUCCUGUCAUCGCAGUGAGCUCUGGUGGUCCAUUAGAGUCCAUCGUUGACGGUGAAACCGGGUUCUUAUGCGAGCAGAAGCCGCAAGCAUUUGCUAAAGCCAUGGCAGAGCUGUGCGGGCAUAAACACAGCACCAGAGUUGGCGAGAUGGGUGCUAACGGUAGACAACGCGCUUCGAAGCUCUUUUCGCUCGAAACUUUCGGCGACACUCUGCUUGAGCUGGUACAUCAGGCGGUGUAUGGUGAGAAGGUAGCAUAA
Peronospora matthiolae is the source of this 1371-nucleotide messenger RNA. The record is from the annotation of a GenBank genome assembly. NCBI's taxonomy places the organism in Eukaryota, Oomycota, Peronosporomycetes, Peronosporales, Peronosporaceae.